AUGUCGAGCGAAUAUACGAGCUGUCUCUUUAUUCGUUCCUGCACUGCAAUGUUGUCGAUCAGUUCUUCUGUUUCUUUAUUGGUUCAAGCGUUGUGCUUCCAGCUGGCUGCCGCAAGCUUCCUGGUAGACAGGGGCAACAGUGCGUUUGACUACAUCGUGGUAGGCGGCGGGAAUGCUGGCCUGACCAUUGCAUCCCGCCUAUCCGAGGACGCGAAAGUACGAGUCGCUAUCAUUGAAGCAGGCAGUUUCUAUGAAGAAGUGACGGGCAAUCAAAGUCAAAUUCCUGCCAACGACGCCCUGUAUAAUGGCAAGGCCGCAACCAACACCAACCCGCUUGUUGAAUGGGAUUUUAUGACAACACCACAGGCAGGCGCCAACAAUGAAAAGGUCCAUUACGGACGAGGUAAGACGCUUGGUGGCUGUACAGCGCUGAACUACAUGGCGUACCAACGCCCUCCUGUGGGUGCUAUGGAAAGAUGGGCCGAAGCUGUGGGCAACGAGUCGUGGACUUUUGAUAAUGUUCUCCCUUACUAUAAGAAGAGUCUCAACUUUACUCCGCCGAAUAUGCAGAAACGAAUUACCAAUUCCACCCCGAGCUACGAUGAGUCGACCCUCGGACAUAACGGCCCAUUGGCGUUGACCUACCCCAAUUACGCCCAGCCCUUCAGCACCUGGGCAGCGAAAGGCAUGGAGGAAGUUGGUAUUCCACACAUCCCUGGAUUUACCAGCGGCUAUCUCAAUGGCUCGAGCUGGUUGGUUCAUACUAUCGACCAGACAACGGGCUUCCGAGCUUCCUCUGAAUCGGCCUUCCUAAGACCCUUUCUCACCCGCCCCAACCUGGCGGUCUACAAAAACACGCUGGCUGAGAAAAUUGUUUUCAAGGGAAAUGUAGCCACGGGAGUCCAAGUGACAUCGGAAGGCCAUACCUUCUUAUUAGCAGCGCGAAAAGAAGUCAUUGUGUCCGCAGGUACCUUCCAGUCACCUCAGUUGCUUAUGGUCUCCGGUGUUGGACCGGCGGACCUACUACGCCAGCAUGAUAUCAAGGUAGUUGCCAAUCGUCCUGGCGUGGGGCAAAAUAUGCAGGACCAUGUAUUCUUUGGCAUCACGUACAAGGUAAAUGUCCAGACUGCAACCUCGCUGUCUGACCCGUCUGUCUACAAAGAAGCUGUUCUGUUAUUUCGAGAUCAGCAAUCCGGCCCACUGGCUGGUCCUGGAGGAGAUUACUGUGGGUUUGAAAAGCUACCAAAAGAGCUCCGCGCGAAUUUCUCAGAUAGUACACGCGAAUACCUUGACAGUCUUCCGUCGGAUUGGCCCGAGAUCCAAUACUUUACCCUUCCUGCGUAUGUGGGUGAUUUCUGGAAUCCUGGUGUUGGCGGGCCCACGGAUGGGAACUACGCCACCAUUAUGGCAACUCUGAUCGCCCCCAAGUGUCGUGGAAAUGUCUCUAUUUCAACUUCCAGCAUGCACGAUCAACCGCUGAUCAACCCAAAUUGGUUGACCCAACAGGCCGAUGUGGAACUUCUCACGGCGGCAUUCAAGCGACUGCGUCAGAUCUUCCAAGCCUCGGUCCUGCAAGAGAACCUGACGAUUGGGCCGGAGUAUUACCCGGGAGACAAAGUGUCCACCGACGAACAGAUCCAUCAUUUCAUUCAAGACGCCUUUCAAACGAUGUAUCACGCUGCAGCGACAUGCAAGAUGGGAAAACCGGAUGACGAGAUGGCUGUUGUGGAUAGCCAUGGCCUUGUAUACGGAACUAAGCGCCUGCGAGUAGUUGACGCCUCCGUGUUCCCUUUCCUCCCGCCCAAUCUCCCACAAGGAACAAUUUACGAAUUAACUGACGUCUCAAUAGAUAUGCUAGCCGAAAAAAUUGCAGAGGGCAUCAAGCAGGGACAGUAG
Messenger RNA from Penicillium mononematosum, 1896 nucleotides. RefSeq names its product GMC family oxidoreductase. The coding region runs from base 1 to 1896 and encodes 631 amino acids. Gene Ontology annotation, biological process: secondary metabolite biosynthetic process. NCBI's taxonomy places the organism in Eukaryota, Fungi, Ascomycota, Eurotiomycetes, Eurotiales, Aspergillaceae. Gene Ontology annotation, molecular function: oxidoreductase activity, acting on CH-OH group of donors; flavin adenine dinucleotide binding. The transcript has 8 exons. The record is from RefSeq and is a predicted model, not a curated record.